AUGAGCGAUGCGCCCACACAUCGCAGGCCCCCCGGUGACCUGCACGCCCCCAAGGCGCUUUUCGAGGUCUUCCAGGCCGAGUUUGGCAUCCCCGCAUCCGACGAGCUCUCGCCCUACCACGCAGGCACUCCCGAGUCUCGUUCGGCGAAUGCCGACAUUCUGAACUACCCGAGCCCGAAGGCAUGGUUCGACCAGGAGGACAAAGACCCGCGCGACUCAGACGCGGACAGACACCGCGACGCCGUGCCCGCAUUCCGUGGCUACAGCGCAGACGGCGAGGCGCAGGGCCAGCUUGUGGUCGUGAACUACGGCAGGAACUUGACACUGUUCCAACAACAUAUAGGUACCUGGCAGGGGAGGUACGGUGACCCCGGCCGGGUUCUUCCGCACCUCGGCCUCGUUGCACUCCGUCUCGCCGAAUCAUUCAUCCUCUCGCUCAACACGACCUACUACGCGCAUAGGCCAGAUAAGUACCUUCACGAGGUCGACGAGGGCCUCGGCGCGAGCGCGGACAUCUCUGGCCUGCGGAAGAGCAUUGCUCGUCUGCAGGGUGCGAGCAGGGCGCUUGACAAGGAAAGGGAGACCGCGGAACAACAUAUGCGUGAGCUCCUCGACAAAUUCCUGCACCCUGGACAGAACAUUCAUACUGGCAUCGGCACGGACCCCAGUACUCCCUCCAUCAACAUAGCUACAGCUCGCGGUUCGACGGCCUCCCGCUCCCGAAAAAGCUUUGGAGGGUGCUGGACAAGCUAUUUGGGCACGGAAGCUCGCCGCGGGUGGGAUCCGAUCCGUAAGCUGUUCAAGGCCGUGGAGCGUGUGCAGACAGCGAACGCGAAGCUGAUAGCAUUCGAGCACAGUUUCAUCUCAGAGGAGGGCGUUGAGGACCGGAAGUGGUAUACACACCUGGGUGUCGCACUUGGCAAGUGGCAAGGAGGCAAGGCAAUCCCCGAAGGAGCGACUGAGGUCGAGUCCGGCAAAACCACCCACAUUGCCAUCAUGCUGAACCGUCGGCCGCAUAACGUCAAACUACUCAUCGGUUGCUACAAGAUGCGCCUCUCCGUUUUUGCUGUCAUCGCUGCUGCCUUCGCUGCUGUCGGCGCCGUCCCGACUGCAGGCCCUGAGGUCGUCACCCCCGGCUCCGGCGACAUCAUCGGCUUCCGCAUCGAGAGCCAAUACGAGUCCAUUCUCAUCGCGACGCUCAACAAUGCUACCACCGAAAAUGGCUUUGAUCCCCAACCUGAAUUCUCUAAGACGGAUCCCACCACGGCGACCGCUCGUCUUAAUGUUGACUCCACCAAGGUUGCUGAGGGCGAUCACAAUUUCACCGUGACUGAGUCUGGCCUUCCCGGGGUUAUCUACUCCACCAGCUUCCCUGUCAGCCUCAACUACGAUGUCUGA
Dichomitus squalens LYAD-421 SS1 is the source of this 1398-nucleotide messenger RNA. RefSeq lists its product as uncharacterized. The transcript is spliced from 9 exons. Bases 1 to 1398 code for a protein of 465 amino acids. Gene Ontology annotation, molecular function: carboxypeptidase activity. Lineage: Eukaryota; Fungi; Basidiomycota; Agaricomycetes; Polyporales; Polyporaceae. The record is from RefSeq and is a predicted model, not a curated record.